AUGGACUCGGUCAUUAUUUCCACCCCAGCGAAUAUCAACCGAAGAGACCGACCGAUCGAUCAAUUGAUGAAAGAGGACAUAGAUGUGGAUAUCGAGACAGUCGUUGAAACUCAUAUUACAAGACCAAUUGAGACGGUAGAACAGGAGCCAAGUCCGCCUCUGGAGAUACCAACGCGGCAUAAGAAGGAAACCACAAAAGCAGUGACCUUUCAAAGCCAUCGACAGGGGCAUGAAAGCGGGGAUUCCAUGUCAUUACUCCGGAAGCUUGCAAGGGCCACAAGCACCUCACCAAGUCCCAAGGCAGAAGCAAAGAAGCGGGACAUGGCGACAGAAGAUCGGGAAAAUGCGCAACCUCCCCAUGACGGUAUCCCCAAAGCCAAGUCAUUGCGAAAUCCUCGGAGAGUCAUUAGCGAACCACCGCACCCAAAGUCAGCGCUCGAAGCGAUUGUAAACGAAGCCAAAGAGAAUCACGAUCCUCAGUACGGCGAUAAUACGAUCGCGUCCCUGGAAGACAUUAUCAGCCCAAACUUGGAAGCAACGAAUUCGACUCUGAACAACACCCCUGACGCAUCGAAGAAGGAGGAAAAGCCCUAUCGACGACCUUCGAGACUGGCUGAGAGUGUGAGAACCGAGGGUGCUUCCGAAAAGCAGGGAAGAAGCCAUGACACGGAUGAGAGCUUAACGCAAGCACAGAAAGAGCGCCAGCAAGAGGAAGUUGCCUGGGAGGCGCUUAACAAGCGCCUGAACACUGCGCACAGUACUCUCUCAGACGCAAAUCGCGGCCUGCGCCGGAUCGAAAACAGGAUUGAAGGUGUCGAGGCUGUUGACUCGGCAGGCCUCAAGGCCGUCACCUCAGAUGAUAAAGGCACUGCGGGCUCCAAAGCUCCGGCAUCCAAGACUAUAACAGGCCAACGACCGCAAUCCAAACCCGAAGGUCAACCCGAAGUUCCCAAAGCCCACGUCUCAGCGCCGACCACCAUCACCACCACCUCCACAGUCAUGAAACAACCGGAGGUGCACGUCUGCGCACGCUGCGGCGGACCAUCCCUCUGGCAAGGUCUCUGGGCGGAAAUGUGCAGCAACUUCUACUGGUACAACGCGGAUAAAGGAUACCGCUUGACAUGGCUUGGAUGGGUCCUGUUCCUCUGGCUCGCUUGGCUUACGGCGGAAUUGUCGCUGCAUGACAUGUAUGCGGACUAUAUCCACGGACCCAUCUUCCCGUUCAUUACGUUCAAUGUCACUGUUAGGAGUGUGCUGAGUUUGUUUGGGAGGGGAUGGUGA
Lecanosticta acicola is the source of this 1281-nucleotide messenger RNA. Lineage: Eukaryota; Fungi; Ascomycota; Dothideomycetes; Mycosphaerellales; Mycosphaerellaceae. The record is from the annotation of a GenBank genome assembly.